Brassicogethes aeneus is the source of this 1824-nucleotide messenger RNA. The record is from the annotation of a GenBank genome assembly. Lineage: Eukaryota; Metazoa; Arthropoda; Insecta; Coleoptera; Nitidulidae.
AUGGAACUUCGAAACUCAAGGCUGCAUCACUCAUUACCAGCCUUGGAUAUUUCUUCUGUCCCAGAAGUACAUUAUAGACCAAAAUAUAUAACUAUAAGAAAAAAACGUCGGGGAGAUGAUGCCCUUGGACAUAUAUUGUCUGCUUUUUACGCAAAACUGAUAGUAAUUUUGGGAGUUGCGUUGCCUAUAACAGACGCUAUUAAAUUGAAGGGGUACGAUGUUUACGAGGGGUUUUAUAUGUAUCUUUACAUAUUAAGCAUAAUAUUCUUGGGCUAUAUGUAUUUUAUACAAAUGAAAAAACGCCCAUUAGCGGAUACAAAAAGGAUUACAUUGGGAUUUAAUGCCAGUAGAAUUGGACCAUUUUCAGGUUCUACCGACUCCUUAAAUGGUUUUACCAAGAAAAAUCAUUACAUUCGAUAUGGAAGUUUUUAUUUUAGGAUGGGAGUUACAGGAUUUGGUAUUGGAUCUGUUAUAUAUUCAGGUCUUCAGUUUGGCCAGUACUGGGAACUUUCGUCCGAUGGAGACUGUAAUAAUCUUCUCAAAGCUAUCAAGCCCUUAUGCAGGAUUAUUUUUUCUUUGAUGCAAAUGCUAUUUAUAUUUUCUUUUAGUAAUUUUAUAGAUGUUCAAAAUUCCAAAUCCAUAGCACGAUUCGGCCUUAUGCAUAUGAUAGCAACAAACCUAUGCGAAUGGUUAUAUGUUUUGGUUCAAGAAACUCAACAAGAUAUCUACGUGUCAGCUAAUAGAUACCGAGCCAACAAAACUAUUUCAGCAGUGGAUAUGCAGUUUAUUAACUCAAACGCUUUUAAAGUCACCAGAGCAUAUUACGAACACAAGUAUUCUUGCCUGAAGUCCAAAAUAAUGGAAAAAAUUUUGGUUAAAGUUAUACCAUAUUUAGCUCCUUGUACAGUUGAGUACAGCUUAUUAUGUGCAGUUAUUUUAGGAUUGAUGUGGAAAAAUACCUGUGCUCCACAUAAAACAGAUUUUGAUCGGGAAAAUUCAACUGAGCUAAUGGAAAGACAAAGCGGAUGUAAUGUUAUUUACAGCAAACGAAACAGUCAAUUUUCAGUAGAUUGUGCACAGGCACAUAAAGGACUUUUUUCAGGGAUACUUGUGUUGGCCGUUACUAUUAUUAGCCUGAUUAUGUUCUUUGAAUUUGUGGCCAUGAAAGAUUUUAAAGAUGUUGCCGUAUUUCAAGUAAAUAUUUGGGAAGCAGUAUUAUUUUGGGCGGGCACAGCAUCAGUUAUAAGUUGUUUGCACGCCCUAAGGGACGUAGGCAUUAGGAAGAUGAAAAGGCAUUUAGAACUGGAACAUCUUUUGAUGUUAGUGACUCAAUGUGGGGUUUUUAUGUACUUUUUGUUUCAAAUUAUUGGGGCAAUACUUAUGGGAACUAAUAAAGGAAAAGGCGGAAUCAUGAGAAUUAUUACUCCCGCAUCAGCUCUCGUCCAAUCCGCCUCUCAAACAGUUUUAAUCCUGGACGCUUGGCGUAGACGUUGCAACACUGAAGAACAAAUGCGUCGAAAACCCGGAAGGCAACUUAUUACAUUCCUUCUCGUGGUUAAUAUUUCUCUAUGGUUAAAUAAUAGACUAAAAAAUAACCAGUCUGUUUACCAUCCCAAUCAAAUGGACUUUUAUGGAGUGCUGGCUUGGAAUAUUAUAACUCACGUGUCAAUGCCGUUGGUUCUUUCUUACAGAUUUCAAUCGACUGUUUGUUUUUACGAAAUUUGGAAACAUGUUUACAAGAUAAGGCCUAUAAAUAAAAAUGAACCCUAAAUUGACUUGAAUUGGCAUGUAUAUUUAUUUGUAAUAUAGCUAUGGACAAGUGUA